CGAAUAAGCAAAAUUUUUUUCAAUUUAUAGAUUACAAAGAAUAAUGGUGCGUGUUGGUUUACAAAUCUCAGCAACUUUGGAGAAUAUCGAUAGCUUGGAAACCAAUCAUCCAGAUUACGCAUUCUUUGUGAAAAUCAAAUGCACCAAUUGUGGUGAAACGUCUGACAAAUGGCACGAUAUAACAGAGUCGGAGCGUUUGCAAGGUGGCGCUGACACACGUAAUCCAGAGGGAGUUAAUUUUUAUAUGAAAUGCAAAAUGUGUGGGCGAGAGAAUAGUAUUGAUGUGGUGGAGAAAACGAACGCUUCCUACACACAAGAAGAUGCAGGCAAAUUUAAAACCAUUGUUGUCUUCGAUUGCCGUGGAGUUGAACCGGUUGAAUUCUCACCACGCAGCGGCUGGAUAGUACGUUCGGCUGAGAAUGGACAAACAUUUGAAGAUGUUGAUUUGUCCGAAGAUGAUUGGGUUGAAUAUGAUCAGAAGAAUAAAGAAUCUGUUGGAGUAUAUGAAUUCGCUUCGCAAUUUGUAAAAUUGAAGAAAUAAUUUUCCGUCGGUAAUUAUACAGACAAAAGCAGUUUGAAACACACUUUCAAAUAUAUUCUAAUAAAAUACAUUUGAUAUUGUAUUUAUUUAAGUUAUUUUUAAAAAGUUUAAAAAUUUAGUU
Ceratitis capitata (Mediterranean fruit fly) is the source of this 662-nucleotide messenger RNA. Its product is annotated as UPF0587 protein CG4646. The coding region runs from base 44 to 541 and encodes 165 amino acids. The transcript is spliced from 2 exons. NCBI's taxonomy places the organism in Eukaryota, Metazoa, Arthropoda, Insecta, Diptera, Tephritidae. The record is from RefSeq and is a predicted model, not a curated record. Gene Ontology annotation, molecular function: zinc ion binding.